Lasiosphaeria miniovina is the source of this 594-nucleotide messenger RNA. RefSeq lists its product as uncharacterized. Bases 1 to 594 code for a protein of 197 amino acids. The record is from RefSeq and is a predicted model, not a curated record. Lineage: Eukaryota; Fungi; Ascomycota; Sordariomycetes; Sordariales; Lasiosphaeriaceae. The transcript has a single exon.
AUGGGCGACUAUUACGUCUACGAAAGCGACCGUCCGACACGGAGACGAAGGUAUAGACUGGUUUCUUCCAGGGCGAGCCGCUAUCCACCACCGGAGGAGGAUUAUGACUACGACGGGGACUACUACUACGAGAGCAGCAGAGAGAGUCGCCGCGCCCCUCCACCGGCCGACUACGAAUACGACAUCCCAAGAUCGCGCCGGGAAUCAUCAAGACCGCGCCCGCGUGCACGUACGCCGGCUCGAGCGACGGACUACCGUCGGCGAAGCAGCAGGAGUAGGAGUAGGGCCCGAGACAGAGAGAGAGAGAGGGACUCUGACGAAUACCGAAGCCGAAGCCGGCGCCCCGCACAAAAUUCCUACGAAUACGAGCGGAAUGACGAGGGGGUCCAGUCUAAACGAUAUUACAACGUUGAGACAGGCCGGUGGGCCGGCACUGAUUUUUUCGUGGAUGGCAAGCUGGUUGACAGGAUGGAUAGAUCAGCCGACUCAGACCUACUCGAGACACUGGAAAAGAUCCGAAUUAAGGAGCACGAGGAGGGCGAGAAGAGGAUCGGGGAACUGAAGAAGGAGAUUGAGGAUCUGAACAACUAUUAG